Molecule: messenger RNA, 1037 nt
Organism: Amphibalanus amphitrite
Lineage: Eukaryota; Metazoa; Arthropoda; Thecostraca; Balanomorpha; Balanidae
Exons: 4
Coding region: 57-557 (166 amino acids)
Molecular function (GO): DNA binding
Source: RefSeq, a predicted model, not a curated record
UUGGAACGGUGGGCUGCAGCGAUUGGGGAGCGGUACCCAGCCUCCGGAGGUCCAACAUGGGCACACAUGCAGCGAUAGAGGACGGAUCUAAACGAUUCGCAUCUCCGGAUCGAUACACCAGCAUCUCUCCUCCACGACUCUCUCAGCUGUCUCCGAGCUCCUCCCUGGGCUCCCCUCCCUCUCCCCACGGCUCUCCGCUGUCCGCCCACCUCUCCCUCUCUCCUCAGCUGUGUCCAGCUGUGUGUCCGCAGCUCUCCCCGAGCCGCGAGCUACCGCAGCUCUCUGAGAGACAGCUGUCCGUGCUGGAGGCGAGCUUCCUUGUGAACCGCAACCCGCGCCACAGCGACCUGCUGCUGCUCGGCGCCGAGCUGGAGAUGGACCAGCCGCAGAUCAAGCGCUGGUUCUGUCACCGCCUGGCCUGCUGGAGACAAGAGCAGGGUCUGCAGCCCAACGGACGCCGUGUGGACAUGAUAACGGACGGCGAUCGGGACUCGAAGAGGCUAAACAGAGGUGUCAGUGUUGAGGUAGCGCAACGUGACAUAAAGAAACGCCACUGAUGUUACCUGACAGCAGAGCGGCGGGUGACACUGCUCUCAGACGCGGUUACGAGACGGUACAAAAAUAAUUGAAGAAAAGGUGCGUGCAGAUUGGAAGGACAGAUCAUGCAACGCCCGAAUUGUGGGGACUGAAUGAAGCGAGUAGCGACACAGGUGUGUUGAGUGUUGGCAGUUGCCACACGUGCGUUACGAUGUGGUGCGAGAAGUACCGUAGUGUAUAAACAGUAAGCACAGUAUAGAGAAGCCAUAGAAGUAAGGCUUUGGGGGAGCGGUGUUCAAAGUGACCAUUGCAUGAUGUUUUUUUUCAUGCGGUGGCAGUAAUGUGGUAGACACCGCAGGCUCUGUGUGCACCUUGUUGCAGACGUGAGACGCACAGCGUAUGGGACACGUAUGUUUCACUGUCAUGAGUGAUAAGUAAACAACUGGCGCAGGACUAUAUGAACUACACAUAAUUUCCUGAUAAAUUCUAUCGAUCAUUUU